Messenger RNA from Hermetia illucens (black soldier fly), 502 nucleotides. RefSeq lists its product as uncharacterized. NCBI's taxonomy places the organism in Eukaryota, Metazoa, Arthropoda, Insecta, Diptera, Stratiomyidae. The transcript is spliced from 2 exons. The record is from RefSeq and is a predicted model, not a curated record. Gene Ontology annotation, cellular component: cytosol. Bases 16 to 414 code for a protein of 132 amino acids.
UAACUAUUUAAACAAAUGGCCGCUGGUCAUCGACAUUCAAUAGUGACUUUCAUUUCCAACAAGCACAACAACAAAUACAAUAAAAUGUCUCUCAAGUCAGAUGCAGUUAUUGAAAGGAUUCGUGCUCGAUUGGGUAAAGUUGACCCUGCCAAACGCGAAUUAACCAACAUCUAUAAGUGCAGGAUAACCGUAGGCGGAAAAGUGGUUAAAACAUGGAUUAUGGAUUUGAAAAAUGUAAAUUUGUACGAAGGAGAUGACAGUGCUGAAUGUACUUUGGUAUGUGAUGAUCAAGCAUUUGCAGAUAUGGCCGACAAAAAGAUGGAACCAAAGCAAGCCCUAGAGAAAGGCCAACUGAGUGUUGAUGGAGAAAUGGAAUUAGCCAUGAAAUUGCUUCCGUAUAUUGCCUCGAUUUAAGUGAUAUGUUGUAGCUCAAAUUAUGCUUUAUUAAUAAGAUUAUCUGAUGAUUAUGGGGAAGAAAUUAAAUAAAUGUAUCUCAAGCAAA